This is a messenger RNA of Cricetulus griseus (Chinese hamster), 1775 nucleotides long. The record is from RefSeq and is a predicted model, not a curated record. Lineage: Eukaryota; Metazoa; Chordata; Mammalia; Rodentia; Cricetidae.
AUGGACUGCCUGUUGUGGGACACCUGCGUCCUCUGCUUGCUGAACCUGUUGGGAGUUGCACUGGGUCACCUCCACCCAGAAUGUGACUUCAUCACACAGCUGAGAGAGGAUGAGCUUGCGUGUCUUCAGGUGGCAGAGGGGACCAACAACACCUCCCUGGGCUGCCCUGGGACCUGGGAUGGGCUGCUGUGCUGGCCUCCGACAGGCUCUGGCCAGUGGGUGGCCCUCCCUUGCCCCGACUUCUUCUCUCACUUCAGCUCAGAGCCAGGGGCUGUGAAAAGGGACUGCACCAUCACUGGCUGGGGUGAUAUCUUCCCGCCAUACCCUGUAGCCUGCCCUGUGCCCUUGGAGCUGCUAACUGAGGAGAAGUCUUACUUCUCCACUGUGAAGGUCAUCUACACCACAGGCCACAGCAUCUCCAUCGUAGCCCUCUGCGUGGCUAUUGCCAUCCUGGUUGCUCUCAGGAGGCUCCACUGCCCUCGGAACUACAUCCACAUGCAGCUGUUUGCCACCUUCAUCCUCAAGGCCAGUGCUGUGUUCCUGAAGGAUGCUGCCCUCUUCCAGGGUGAUAGCAUGGACCACUGCGGCUUGUCCACUAUCCUGUGUAAGGUCUCUGUGGCCAUCUCCCAUUUUGCCACCAUGACCAACUUCAGCUGGCUGCUGGCAGAAGCUGUCUAUCUGAGCUGCCUGUUGGCCUCCACAUCGCCCAGGUCCAAACCAGCUUUCUGGUGGCUGGUUCUUGCUGGCUGGGGGCUCCCUGUGCUAUGCACUGGUACCUGGGUGGGCUGCAAACUGGCUUUCGAGGACACUGCGUGCUGGGACCUAGACGACAGCUCCCUCUACUGGUGGAUCAUCAAAGGGCCCAUAGUCCUCUCUGUUGGGGUGAACUUUGGGCUGUUUCUCAAUAUAAUUUGCAUCCUGCUCAGGAAACUGGAGCCGGCACAGGGUGGCCUCCACACACGGGCUCAGUACUGGCGACUUUCCAAGUCAACACUUCUCCUUAUACCACUGUUUGGGAUUCAUUACAUCAUCUUCAACUUCUUGCCUGACAGUGCUGGCCUUGGCAUCCGCCUACCCCUGGACCUGGGGCUGGGACUGGGCUCAUUCCAGGGCUUCAUUGUUGCUGUCCUCUACUGCUUCCUCAACCAAGAGGUGAGGACGGAGAUUUCACGCAAAUGGUAUGGCCACGAUCCUGAACUUCUGCCGGCUCGUAGGACCUGCACUGAUUGGACCACACCUCCCCGAUCGAGAGUGAAGGUGCUGACCUCAGAGUGCUAGACCAGCCAUCCCUGUACUCAAACUGCCAUGCCACCAUGGGCACCAUGGGCAAGGCGAUGCUCCCUCCUGUUCUCAGCAUCUGCCUUUCCUAGGUCCCUGUACGUCAACCUCUGACUUUCUCAUUACUGUCUUUGCCCCCAUCUGUUCUUUCCUGCCAUCUAGGGCUGUUGCCCAAGGCCCAGAGAAACCAAUAAGCUUGUACACGAAUGAUCCGUGGUUGAGUCAAUGUGGUUCCAAAAGGGAGCUCUUAUAGCAGCCAUUAUUUGCACUUCCGGUGCAUUCCUCAUCCUUUGGCUCCAGCUGCCUUAUCACCAUUUGUCUCUACAAGAAUUCUCAUGUUUUAUUUAUUUUGUAAAAGCACUCUCUUUUGUCUUAACCCCCACUCCCAUCCCACGCCUUCCACAGGCCAAGACGUGAAUCUUUGCAUUUCUGCGUGUCUCGCCAAUGUGGAGUGUGCUACGAGUCUGUGUUUGAAUUUAAAUAAAUGCUAUCCAUUA